AUGUCAACAAAUUGUGAAUGAGAAGAAAAGCAGCUGUUACCGGCUGAUGAUUGUGAAUUUGUACGGACAUAAAUAAAUGUGUAUAUGAAUGUAACAACUUUUGUAAAUGUUAACUCGUAUUAUUUAUAUGUAAAAAUAUGCAGCGAAGGCCCAAUGAUUCGACAUCUAGUGACUCUGAUGAUGAGGACAAUGAACAAAUGCGCCAAUUUCUGGAAGCAGCUGAUACCACAUUACUCACAAACGCUAUGUUUCAGCCUUCCCUAGAUGAACAUGGUCCCAUAAAGGAGAAUCUGACUGAUAACGUGGUUGAUACCGCAUCUGAACAAAAAGUUCUACCAUCCAACCGCUAUUUACUGGAGGAGGAAGUGAAAGCUGACGUAGAUUUCAUCACAACAGAAGCAGUAAAGAAACAUAUUGCCAAAAAACUUUCUGAACUAAUCGCGCAUUCUGUAGAAUUUGGUGAUUUUCAAACUCCAACAAGUGUUCAAAAAACACGGAAAAGCCGUGUUAUACUCUUCACAGGUGCAGGUUGCUAUGUAAAGCCCUAUGAAGAAUUUGAAUUUGAGUCAAAUGGUCCAACGAAAAGACCUGUUAUAAAAAGGAGGAAACUGGAUGAUCAUGAAGAAAAGGGGACACAAGAAGAUCUCUAUGAUAUGGCAUCUGUAUCAGCCGAAGACAUUCUCAGCGGCAAGCUCACAGCGGGCUGGGUACCAAAACGUGAAAGAAAUGACAAGUUGUUUUCCUACAAAUGUGAUGCUAAUGGCAAACUCCACUUAAAACCUGAAGAAAAUGAAUUUACAAAGCUGCGCCAAAAAAAUCAUUGGAAUGAAUCAAAAAUUAAGCAAAAAAGAAAUAUAAUUUCCAGGUGAAUCGCACAAUAAACCCAAUUGUGGCUUCUAUUGAGUGUUGCAUUUAAUUGCAACACGGUUGUAGAAAAGCUUCUAAUAACGUACA
Anastrepha ludens (Mexican fruit fly) is the source of this 954-nucleotide messenger RNA. RefSeq lists its product as uncharacterized. NCBI's taxonomy places the organism in Eukaryota, Metazoa, Arthropoda, Insecta, Diptera, Tephritidae. Bases 138 to 869 code for a protein of 243 amino acids. The transcript has 2 exons. The record is from RefSeq and is a predicted model, not a curated record.